This is a messenger RNA of Medicago truncatula (barrel medic), 2767 nucleotides long. RefSeq names its product protein FAR1-RELATED SEQUENCE 4. Gene Ontology annotation, biological process: regulation of DNA-templated transcription. NCBI's taxonomy places the organism in Eukaryota, Viridiplantae, Streptophyta, Magnoliopsida, Fabales, Fabaceae. The record is from RefSeq and is a predicted model, not a curated record. The coding region runs from base 199 to 2424 and encodes 741 amino acids. The transcript is spliced from 4 exons. Gene Ontology annotation, molecular function: zinc ion binding.
AAAAACACCAACCUUAACAGCUCCAAACAAACCCAAAAAAUGCAGCCCCUGCCACUUUCUCCUUGUAGUGUCUCAAACAACUUGAUGAUGUCUCACCACUGAUCUUCUCAACUCCCCGGAAAACAUCACCGGAGUUUGUUCUCCGGCCGCCACAAACAACCGUCCAGGUACAAUUGAAAUUGGAUUAUUGAGGCAAUUAUGGAUUCUUCUAUUAUUAUGGCUAACACAAUUCAAGACCCUAAUAAUGAAAUGGAAUUUGAAUCACAUGAAGCUGCGUAUUCAUUUUACAAAGAAUAUGCAAAAUCAGCAGGGUUUGGUACUGCUAAGUUAAGUAGCCGCCGAUCUAGGGCAUCGAAAGAAUUCAUCGAUGCGAAAUUUUCGUGUAUUAGAUAUGGUAAUAAACAGCAAUCCGAUGACGCGAUUAAUCCGCGUCCUUCCCCGAAAAUCGGUUGUAAAGCAAGUAUGCAUGUAAAGAGAAGACAGGAUGGUAAAUGGUAUGUUUAUAGUUUUGUUAAGCAGCAUAAUCAUGAGCUUUUACCUGCUCAAGCUCAUUUUUUUCGGAGUCAUAGGAAUAAUGAUCCGUUAAGUAAUGAUGUUAGGAUGAGACGGAGGAAGAAUUCGACUGCAGGUGGUGGUAAGUUGUUUAGCGCGUAUCAGAAUAUUGAUUGUUUGGAGAAUUUGAUGAAUCGUCAACAAGAUAAAGGUCGGAGUUUGGUUUUAGAACCGGGGAAUGCUCAAUUGCUUCUUGAAUUGUUUAUGCAUAUGCAGGAAGAGAAUCCGAAAUUCUUUUAUGCCAUUGAUUUGAAUGAAGAGCAUCGACUUAGAAAUGUGUUUUGGGUUGAUUCUAAAGGGUUGGAAGAUUUUGGUUAUUUUUCUGAUGUUGUUUCUUUUGACACAGCGUAUUUCACAAGCAAGUAUAAGAUACCGUUGGUGCUUUUUGUUGGAGUUAACCAUCAUGUUCAACCAACAUUGCUUGGAUGUGCAUUGAUAGCUGAUGAGACUGUGUUUACCUUUGCAUGGUUAUUGCAAACAUGGUUUGUAGCAAUGGGGGAACGUGCUCCGCAAGUGAUUCUAACUGACCAAAAUGAUGCUAUUAAAGCUGCUGUUGCUGCUGUUUUUCCUGGAACGCGUCAUUGUUUUUGUUUGUGGCAUGUUUUGGAAAAGAUACCGAAACAACUUGAGUUCUUAAGUACAUGGCAUGAUAGCUUUAUGGAAAAGUUCAACAAGUGUAUAUAUCAAUCAUGGACAGAAGAGCAAUUUGAAAAGAGAUGGUGGAAGCUGGUUGAUAGGUUUAAACUUAGAGAUGUUAAGUGGGUUCAAACCUUGUAUGAUGAUCGUGCAUGUUGGGUGCCAACGUUUAUGAAGGAUAUUUCUCUUGCUGGCUUGUCUACUGGCUCGCGCUUUGAAAGUUUAAAUUCUAUUUUUGACAAAUAUAUCCAAGUUGAUACUUCAUUAAGACAAUUUAUAGAUCAGUACCAACUGAUUCUUGAAGAUAGAGAUGAAGAGGAAGCCAAAGCAAAUUUUGAUGCCUGGCAUGAAACACCUGAAUUAAAGUCACCUUCCCCUUUCGAAAAACAACUGUUGUUAGUUUAUACUCAUGAAAUCUAUCAAAAGUUUCAGUUCGAGGUUUUGGGUGCUUCUGCUUGCCAUCUAAAGAAAGAAAAUGAUGGUGUGAUUACUACUUAUGAUGUGAAAGACUUCGAAAAUAAUCAGAACUACAUGGUAGAAUGGAACACAUCAAACUCGGAUAUAUGUUGUUCCUGUCACUUGUUUGAAUAUAAAGGUUACCUAUGUAGACAUGCAAUUGUUGUUCUACAAAUGUCUGGUGUUUUUAGCAUCCCGCCAAAGUAUAUAUUGAAAAGAUGGACAAAUGUUGCUUUAAGUAGGUAUCCUAUUGGUGAAAACUUGGAAGAGGUUCAAUCCAAGGUCCGGAGAUUAAAUGAUUUAUGUAGACGAGCCAUAAUAUUGGGUGAAGAAGGUUCUUUAUCCCAAGAAAGUUACUAUAUGGCUUUAGGUUCCUUAAGUGAAGCUCUAAAGCAAUGUGCAAAUUUGAACAACUCUGUUGACAAUUCAGCCUUGGCUACCCAUAUUAGUUGCAAUGGUGAAGAAGGGUAUCAAUCUAUUACACCAUCUAAUGAUAAGGUCUCCGAUCCGAAAUUGAAUACGAGUAAGAAGGCUGCAAGGACUGGUGUAGCUGGUAGGAGUCCAGGAGGUGUUGAAGGAAAGGGAAAGGUGCCUCAGCUUGGAGCAGUAAGUGGUAGUAACGAUGGCUUUCAACAAUUGGAGCAUACUGAUAUAAGGUCACAUAAUGUCAUGCCAAUGCAGUUUAACAGCAUGGUGCCGGCGGCUAUGUUCAAUAAUGUUUCGUCCCCCUUUCACACUGCUACCUCAACUCAUUUGCAUGACAAUCAUCUUCCUCCAUAGCUGAAAAAAGAUUCUUCUAAAAAAAGAAUCCAAAAACACCUAGUAUGGGGCUGUACAUAAGAGACACAGCUGUACAUGUUAGACUUGAUCGUAUCUGCGUUUCAGAGGCUAGUAACCAUAGAAUUUGAUGUAUGUUAUCUUAUGUUGGUUUUAUAACUGUUGUUUAUAUUCAGUUGGAUACAAUUCUAUUGGAAGUUAGAACUAGUGGGGGGAAAACUUCUCAAAAAACACUUGUUAAAAAUGAUGAUUAUAACAUCUCCAGCUUCAUAUGUACUUAGUGAUUGAAAUGGCAUGAGAACAACCUCCCAUGGGUUAAAAUGAUGAAUUUUUUCUUAUCUUUUUA